GCAUUGUAUGAAAACAGAAAGUGAAAGAAUAUCCGCGUCUGAAGCAUUCAAUCAUAAAUGCUGACACAUUCAGCAGGUGAUACAGACCGAUCUGUUACAACGACAGAAACAUAGUUUUGACAGGUAGUACAUUACCACUUCACGAAGCUUUCGCUUGAAGACAACAAGUAAGACGCAAAUUCCCCAAACAAUCCUUUAAUUUAGCGAUGCUGAACACAACGAGGCCUUGUGAACCGCCAAGCAGCGGCUUCUCCUUUGAGAAUACACGCCGAAAUAUGGUGUUGGAGGGGAGUUUGGCUGACCAGGGCUUCAGCGCUCCCAAAGCAAGAAAAACAGGUACCACUAUUGCAGGACUCAUGUUCAAGGAUGGGGUGAUCCUCGGAGCAGACACAAGAGCAACCGAUGACAUGGUUGUGGCUGAUAAGAAUUGCGAGAAGAUACACUACAUUGCACCCAAAAUUUACUGCUGCGGGGCCGGGGUGGCAGCGGAUGCUGUAGUCACCACGCAGAUGAUGUCAUCCAACGUGGAGCUUCACACUCUGAGCACAGGACGUCCUCCCGUGGUUGCCAUGGUGACGCGGCAACUCAAACAGAUGCUGUACAGGUAUCAGGGUAAGAUCGGCUCCUCUCUGAUUGUUGGAGGUGUAGAUGUGACAGGACCUCAGCUUUACGCUGUUUACCCACAUGGAUCCUAUGACAGGCUGCCUUUCCUCACCAUGGGUUCUGGGGCUAUGGCUGCCGUUGCAGUGUUUGAGGAUCGCUUUAAACCAAACAUGGAGCUGGAGGAGGCCAAGGGACUGGUCAGAGAGGCCAUCACAGCUGGGAUAUUCUGUGACCUGGGCUCGGGCAGUAACGUGGACCUGUGUGUCAUCACACAGGCAGGAGUUCAGUACCUGCGUGCGUUUGACAAGCCAGCAGAGAAGGGGCUGAGGGAGGGAGAUUACAGAUACAAGCCUGGGACUACAGCCGUGCUGUCCAAAACAGUGACUCCACUCACGCUCGAUGUUGUUGAUGAGUCAGUCCACCUCAUGGACACACAAUAAACCAUGCAAUGAGCCUUACAUACACACGAAAAGAUUUAACCAACCACCCACCCACCAGAACUGUGGUAAUGCCUAGAUAUACAUCACAAGUAUCAUCACAAUUCAUUUUAAAAAUAAAGUCAUGCCAAACCUA
Molecule: messenger RNA, 1176 nt
Organism: Clupea harengus (Atlantic herring)
Lineage: Eukaryota; Metazoa; Chordata; Actinopteri; Clupeiformes; Clupeidae
Gene: psmb10
Product: proteasome 20S subunit beta 10
Cellular component (GO): proteasome core complex; cytoplasm
Molecular function (GO): threonine-type endopeptidase activity
Source: RefSeq, a predicted model, not a curated record